Dentiscutata erythropus is the source of this 221-nucleotide messenger RNA. NCBI's taxonomy places the organism in Eukaryota, Fungi, Glomeromycota, Glomeromycetes, Diversisporales, Gigasporaceae. The record is from the annotation of a GenBank genome assembly.
GCCAGAAUGAUCACAACCUGGAUAAAGCUUAUAUCAGGAGAUACCACGUGGGCCAAGAUAAAAAGGUCAAGGAUCACACAAUCUUUACAGAACAAGAGAGAUAUUACAAGUUUGCAAGCCUUUACAGAAAAUCCUGUAAGAACUAAAAACUGGCCCUCGGAAUGGAAACCCUUCAUACUUGCAUGGAACAAAGUGGAGGGUGCAGUCUCCUCCCUUACACC